This is a messenger RNA of Musa acuminata subsp. malaccensis (wild Malaysian banana), 1384 nucleotides long. RefSeq names its product salt tolerance receptor-like cytoplasmic kinase 1. NCBI's taxonomy places the organism in Eukaryota, Viridiplantae, Streptophyta, Magnoliopsida, Zingiberales, Musaceae. The record is from RefSeq and is a predicted model, not a curated record. Gene Ontology annotation, molecular function: ATP binding; protein kinase activity. Gene Ontology annotation, biological process: protein phosphorylation.
UCCCCCUUCCUCACCAGCCAUUAAUUGCUUGGGUGAAUGAAUUAGGUGGGUGUAUAUAAAUACUCCCAAUGGACUCUCCCUUCCUCCAUUACUCGGUCUCCUCAGCUUGCCUUGCUCAUAAGCCUCACCUCUGCCGCCAGCGUCUUCUUAGCUCUGUUGCCCACGUUACGAUGUUCCGCAGGUACAGGAUACCGCUCUGCUGCUGGUGCGGCAACACCGACGACUUGGAGCUCGGCCCGGCCCAGGCUCGCGUUGCCGACAGCCCCGACGCUGAGAAGGAGGCGGAGGAGGAGAAGGGGGUGCCGGCCCGGCGGUUCGGGUGCGCGGAGAUCGAGUCGUUCGCCGGGAAGUUCGCCACCGCCGCGGUGGUCGGUGAGGGCGGGUGCAGCACCGUCUACCUUGCCCGCCUCCCGGACUCCUCUCUCGCUGCCCUUAAGCUCCACCGCCCGAGCGAGCGCCUCCACCGCGCCUUCCGCCAGGAGCUCGACGUACUCCUCCGCCUCCGCCACCCCCACAUCGUCCGCCUCCUCGGCUACUGCGACGACGGCGAAGAAGAAGGCGUUUUGGUGUUCGAGUACGCACCCAACGGCAGCCUCCACGAGAAGCUCCACGGCGGCGGGGAGGUGCUGCCGUGGGCGCGGCGGAUGGCGAUCGCGUACCAGGUGGCGCAAGCGCUCGACUACCUGCACGAAGGGUGCGACCCGCAAGUUGUGCACGGCGACGUGAAGGCUGCAAACGUCCUCCUCGACAGACGGCUGGAGGCGAAACUUUGCGACUUCGGGUCGGCCCGGGUGGGCUUCUCAGCAGCGGUGGCGCCGCCGCGCUCCGCCCGCGCCAUGGUGGUGGGAUCGCCGGGCUACGUCGACCCACACUACCUGCGCUCCGGAAUGGUCUCCAAGAAGAGCGACGUGUACAGCUUCGGGGUGCUGCUGCUGGAGCUGCUCACCGGAGCAGAGGCGUUCGACGCGGAGCGAGAGCGGCGGCUGACGGCGGAGCUCGGCCCGGUGCUUCGGGACCCGGACGGUCGGGCCGCGGAGGUUGUGGACGCUAGACUGAGCGGGGUGUACGACGCCGGGGAGGCGAAGGCGGCGGCGGUGGUGGCAGCCAUGUGCGUCCGGGACAACCCCAGCCUCCGCCCCUCGAUGGCGGAGGUCGUCAGGAUGCUGCGGGCUUCGGCUUCCAUCGCAACCGUUGAAUCAAAAUCCAACGGCAAGAGUGAUUCGUAGUAGAAGAAAAAAGUUGCGUUGAUUUGUGACUUAUGUCGUACAAAGUAUAUACCACGUAGAGAAGGCGUAGGGAGGAGAGGAAAUACGCACGCGUAGCACAACGUCAAAAGAUAAUAAGAUAGCAAAGAAGGGUUACCAAUAAACCAUUUUUUCUAUCA